AUGAGGACGUGGGAUGCAUAUAGCCAGGAGAAAUGCGACCUGUGCGGAGAGAAGGCCUCCGCGGCGUGCUCGAAGUGCCGGAGCUGUCGCUACUGCAGCCCAGCCUGCCAACGCCGGCACUGGGCCACGGACCACAAGCAUCGAUGUCGACUAGCAGGCAGCUUGCUGACGGCACGCCGACAGCUGCAAAGAGGCGACUUUGCCUUUUCGCUGCAAACGGCUGAAGAGGCCAUGAAGGCACAUGCCGGCGCCAUCAAGGCGGAGGCAGACAAGGAAUACGCCUUCGAUGCGGACAUGGUGAGAGCACUUGCUCGAGGCUUGUCCCUCGCAACGGUUUGUGUAGCAGAAGCGCUUGCGUCCGAUCAGGAACUUGCGAAGCACAAGUUCUGCCGUGCCUGCUUUGCGGCCGUGGCAACUUUGCUGGAUGUCGCGGCGGCCUUGAGGGAGGAGCGUUGCCCGCCGCAGCUCUGGAAGCCGGUCCAGGCCAUCGCGGAGGGGCAGGAAGGCCAUCUGAGCGGCGGAGGUGACCCGGUGCUCUCUGCCUGGAUGAUGUACGACUCCUAUGCGAAGGGCUUGGCGGAUAGGCCAUCGGCCUACGAGCACAACCUUCCCCGGAUGAGGAUCGCGGCGUUGCUGGCCUUGAAAGACGCCGCCGCCGCGGCGGUGGCUAUGCUGCAGGGGGACAGCAGCUUUGCAGACAUUUCUGCCGCGGGGGCUGUUGACGCGAUCUUGGACACGCAGCACUUGAAAGCAUGCCGGGAUGAUAUUGCUCCCCUUCGCGAGUUCUAUCCCCAAGGACUGGCAGGUGAGGAGGAGGAUGAUACCAUCGAGCCCUGGCACAAGUUCUGA
Molecule: messenger RNA, 849 nt
Organism: Effrenium voratum
Lineage: Eukaryota; Dinophyceae; Suessiales; Symbiodiniaceae
Source: the annotation of a GenBank genome assembly